Ornithorhynchus anatinus (platypus) is the source of this 1680-nucleotide messenger RNA. It is a transcript of the gene LRRC75A, whose product is annotated as leucine rich repeat containing 75A. The transcript is spliced from 4 exons. Bases 125 to 871 code for a protein of 248 amino acids. The record is from RefSeq and is a predicted model, not a curated record. Lineage: Eukaryota; Metazoa; Chordata; Mammalia; Monotremata; Ornithorhynchidae.
CGCGUCCGGGCCGGCCCCCUACCAGCGGCGCGUCGGGCUGAUCGAGGAGCUGCUGGGCCGGGCGCGGGAGGGCCGGAGGGACCAGGCCGCCGCCCUGCUCCGACACCUGCGACAGGACCUGGGCAUGGAGUCGACCUCGUUGGAUGACGUCCUGUACCGCUACGCCAGCUUCCGCAACCUGGUGGACCCCAUCACCCACGACCUCAUCAUCAGCUUGGCCCGACACAUCCACUGCCCCAAGCCGGAUGGAGCCUCUCUGGGCCACGUGGAGAAGCUGUGCCGGCAGCUGACCUACCACCUGAGCCCGCACUCCCAGCACUGCCGGCGGCCCGGACUCAGCAAGAGGAAGCCCCAGGCCUGGCUAAAGGCAGUACUGUCGGGGCCACCCCCGGAUAACACAGUGGACCUGUCGGGGAUCGCGCUGAGCUGCCGGGAGCUGGACAGGCUGGCAAGCUACCUGCAGCGCUGUGCCGCCCACGUGGUCAGCCUGGAGCUGGGCUUCACUGACCUGACUGAUGCCUCGCUGCAGCGGCUGCUGCCGGCCCUGGCCGCCCUGCCCCGCCUGGCCACGCUGGCCCUCCCGGGCAACCGGCUGACUAGGGCCGCCCUCCGCCACCUGACCGAUGCCCUCAAGGACCCCGCCGCCUUCCCCUGUGUCACCUGGAUCGACCUGGGCAACAACGUGGACAUCUUCUCCCUGCCCCAACCCUUCCUGCUCGCCCUCCGCAAGCGCUGUCCCCAACAGGGCCACCUGCCCACCAUCCUCGAAUUUGGGGAGGGGCCGCCGGGGAGUGGAGAUGGAGAAGGCCCCACGGACCCAGGGGGGCUGGGGAGGAAGGAGCUGGAGCCCCCACCCCUCGCUCAGACGUGAGGCUGCGCCCUCGGUGGCCAAGUGCUGGAGGAAGGGUGAGGGUCCCAGCCCACCUCACCUCUGGGGCACCCAGGGGGUGGCCAGGUUUCACGCCUGUCCCAGCUUGCCUCCUUCCAGGUCUGUUAGCAGUCAGAGGCACUAUGUACCUGUGGCCCACCCUGGGCCCCUGCUCAACCAGAUCUGUCUCACUCCUUUGGAAUCCCUUGUUGUUGGCCAAACCUCAAGAGGUUGGAGGUCGGGCCAGAGAUGAAGUAUUGUGAGCUGGAGCCAAGGAGGGUGGACCUGAUUCCCUCCCCCACCCCCAAGUCCUUAUUCCUGAGGGUGGCAGGAGCCCCAGUUUAUCAGAGUAGCCAGGGCAGGGACCACUGCCUCUCACUCUGGCCCCAGAGGUGGGGCUGGGGAGAGCAGAGAACCAGCUUGGGUCACUGCCAUGAACCAGGGGAGGAGGGAUGGAAGGGAGAAGAGGCUGAGGGGGGGCACUGACACCCACCCCCAGCCCACAAUUCACUGUGAGGGCCAUAGCCCACCCCUGGCCUGCAUCCGAAUGAAGUCAGGGAGGCUGCAGCCUAGUCUCUACUUGCUCAGAGCUGCCUUGGAGAAGCACUGCCACCCCUUCCCAACCAGGGGAUGCACUUAACCCAGCUAUAAAAAAGCACCAAACUCAAAAAACCUUGUUUCUAUCCAGAAGAUAGGAGGGAGGUGUUAAUCUUCAAAGUGGGGGGGGGGGGGUGGUGUGAAUCCCUAAACCACAAGCCCCCCCACAGCCUGGGAUCCUGUCUCCAAUAAAAAAUGCCUGCAGGUCAGACUCA